Molecule: messenger RNA, 3146 nt
Organism: Glossina fuscipes
Lineage: Eukaryota; Metazoa; Arthropoda; Insecta; Diptera; Glossinidae
Gene: Pof
Exons: 5
Coding region: 358-2970 (870 amino acids)
Molecular function (GO): RNA binding
Source: RefSeq, a predicted model, not a curated record
GUUGAUUUUUUAGAAGAAAAAACUAAUCAUUCACAGGUUAAUGUAUACAUACUCGUGGCGAAAAAAAAGAGUUUUUAUAAAAUAUACUUUGUAUAUCUUGUAUGAAUAAUCAUUAAUAGUUGCUAAUAAUUACUGUUUUAGAACUGUAUUUUUUAGUAGCUCUAUAGAAAGUUACUUAGUAAUUGCUUGGCGAUAGCUAAUACUUUCUGCAUAUACAUAUACUGUGUACGCUUAAUGUUAAAUGUAUUGUGUAGGCAUAAAGGCUUUGGAGUGUUAAAGAAAAUAUCUGUGAACAUUUUUAUUAACUGAUAAACGAUAAGUUUUGGCCGAAAGAAAAAAUUUCCGCCUUUUGUCGAAAUGAAACAAGGAGGUAAUUAUGAUUCUUCUGGAGACAGAAGAUAUAAACGUCACCAACAACAUCAACAACAUCAACAUCAACCGCAGCACACAAGGCACACAAGAUCAUCUUAUAAUAAUUCACCGCAGCUUCAAAAUCAACAAUAUAAUUAUUCUUCACACUAUAAGACGUCCUCGUCGUCAUCGUCAGGUUCGCAUACUUAUGGACAUUUGCAUUCUAAUAGCGCUUAUGAGAAUAAUCGCCUUAAAUAUGAUUAUGAAAAGAAUAAGGAACCGCCGUACAAACAAGCGAAAGUAUUGAGUAAAUCUGGUUAUUAUCAACAACGUGCAUCGUCAACGCAUCAAGAUCUUUUCAAUGCCACAUUUCCUCAUUUGGUCCAAACAACGAACAAUGAUAGCUUGUAUUCAAGUGUGAAUCAAAAUCAGGAGAUGCGGAUGUCAUCAAAUUCGGCAACAUGUAGCAAAUGCUGUAACGUGUACUGUACGUGUGGUCUUUCAAAUUUAACAAUGUAUUCCUUAAAGAGCGGUUCAACGAGUCCCUUGAUGCUUAGUAACUCGUUUAAUUAUGAAACGGAUUUCACAUCGUCAAAUACCAAUGUAAAUUCGCAAAAUCUGUGGCAUUUUAAUCAACCACCUUUGCCGCCUCUACCGUGUUCGGCUGCGCCAAAACCGCCGCCACCACCACCGCCACCUCCGACUGCUGAUGUUCUGCCGGGUGUGAGUAGAGAUAUGUAUGAUCACCCACCUCCUUUGGUUAUUCGGACACCAGAUCAGUUAAGUGAGAAAUCUCACUUAGCGGCAAAGCAACAGGCUACAUCUCAUCAUUUGGUUCCAUCCGCAUCUUUGCUCGAUGACUCCCAGCACUCAGGGAUGUUAAACCACCAUUCAACGUCCAACAUGGCAUCACGGCAACCAGCGAUUACUUCAACUCCCAAUGACAACUCAAUAAAUCAACACAACAAUAUCAUGGAAAACGAAACAGCUAAUGCGGAACCGUCAAAAUCUAGUUUACGUAAAUGUCGUCGUAAGACCAUGUCUGCCCGUUAUGGCAUACCAAAGGAGUGGUCGCGUGAAUGUGCUAUACAAGCUUUGCAAGCUGAAGAAAAGUUUUCUGAGCGCACGGAAAGAGCUCCGACUUUAGUUCUACGAUUUCCCGAUCCCGAAGUAAAUCGGGAAAUCGUCAGUAAUUACAGCCCGGACAUUGCUUAUGUGUACUUUAUGCAAAGCAGCGCCAGCCGUUAUUGUACAGUCCGCCUUAAGCGGGAAGCAAACGUUCAAAAAGUUAUAGAAACCAUUUCAAAAAUACCUUUUGGUACAGGUUUUAUUACCGCAGAACUGAAAUCGAACCCUUCACCCAAACCUCCCUCAACGAAACCCGAAGAAGUUGAUCCCUAUACGCUAUACGUCGGCAAUUUGUCGAGCACCAUAACGAGAAAUGUUUUGCGUGAACAUUUUCCCGGUUGUGCUCGCAUUGAUAUUGGUUUUGCAGUACGUCUAAAGAAGACUCGUUAUGCCUUUAUACGUUACACUAAUGUCGACGACGCUAUACAAGCAUACCAAAAUGCUUUUCAUACGCAAAUUGAUAAUCGUUCUAUAAUCUGCAGAUUUCGGCGUAUCACUAGCAAUUCCACCACUAAUGGAGAUGAUGUUGAAGCUCAGGAGGAAGCCUUAGAAAUACACGAUAGUUUCGAGAAUGCACCGGAUGGUAAUGUAACUCACUCUCAAACACAAGAAUUACUCCCAAGUCCGGCUCAUGAAGACACGAUAGAUACGAAAUACAAUUUGUUGCGAGAAAUUGAAAAUGUGCAAAAGAAUCAACCGCAUAACAAAUCUCAAAGUAUAGAAACCCAAACCGAUGGUUCGACGGUUAUUUGUUGCGAUACUGAUGAUAUAACAGCACAUAUAGAAAAUUCCAAAAGUAAAACUGUUGAAACUCAAACGGAUACUACUACUACAGCUCCUGCAGUUGUUAAUAUUAAAAAAGAAUCACUUGACGCCGAACAAAAUACCGCACCCACGGCAAGUGAUAUACUGGGCAAACGUUUUGAAGUAGCUGCUACAGCGGGCAUCAAACCGGAACCGGAAGAAGAAUUUAGUUUACCUAUCAACAGGAUUCGCCCAACCGAAAGCACAGAAACUAAUGAAAUAUUAAGCCUGAAUCCAAACUUGGCAGCAAUGCACUCUAACGAUGUUGGUAAUAGUUCAUCAGGUAAACUGUACGGGCGUAGCUAUGAUGAUAGCAUUAAAAGGGAGCCAAAUGAACCUUUAAUUGACGACGACAUUAUAUGCAUUGAUGAUGAUGAUGAUGAUGAAGAGGAAGCCAGACCAACAAAUAGUUUAGAAGCUAUGCGGCUACAAGAAUUAAAUACCAUCGAAAAUAAGUUUAUAAAAUCUGAAGUACAUACGGAUAGUGAUACCGCUCCAGCUCCAACUACUACUGCAAGUAAUGGUUUGGCUGGUGAAAGGGUUAAUUUCAUAAAAGGGCUUUAUCAUGAAAUACGUGGCACCGAAAAGAGAAAACGUAUCCGCGAUGAUUUGGAUGAUAUAUUUAGUAAACUGAAUUCCGAUUCGGAAGAAGAGGACGUUGAAAAAUUGCUAUGGUCACUCAAAUAACUGAAAAUUUCAACUCAAUUUCCAACUUUUUUCAAUUCUCUUUUUAAUUUUUUUAUUUUUUUUGCUUAAUUUAAGUUUUGAAGUCAUUCGUAUGAUUUAAUUAUAAGCGAACAUAUAUAUAUAUAAAGUAUAUUAUGAAAUGACUUCCAAAAUUGCUUUCAACAUAAUUCUAAAUG